Periophthalmus magnuspinnatus is the source of this 1488-nucleotide messenger RNA. RefSeq names its product mitochondrial ribosomal protein L22 (gene mrpl22). NCBI's taxonomy places the organism in Eukaryota, Metazoa, Chordata, Actinopteri, Gobiiformes, Gobiidae. Bases 13 to 636 code for a protein of 207 amino acids. The record is from RefSeq and is a predicted model, not a curated record. Gene Ontology annotation, molecular function: structural constituent of ribosome. Gene Ontology annotation, biological process: ribosome assembly; translation. Gene Ontology annotation, cellular component: mitochondrial large ribosomal subunit; ribosome. The transcript has 7 exons.
GUAAAACGCAAAAUGGCGACCUCGUUGACAGGACGCGGUCUAACCUUCCUUAGGACGUUACCAAGCCUGAUACAUUCACGGUCGCCAUGGAUGACCACUCCGCAGCAGUUGUCCUGUUUUCACACCAGUGUCUCUCUGAAGGGACGGAGAUGGGACCAAAACAAUCUGAAAGUUUAUCCUCCUCAGCUGCCAGACGAACCACGCAGACCUGCCGAAAUAUAUCACAGCAAGAGGCAGUUCAAAUACAGCAAAGAUAAACUGUGGUAUUUGGCCAAACUGGUCAGAGGAUUGAGCAUCGAUGAAGCACUUGCACAACUAGAGUUCAGUGACAAGAAAGGAGCCAAGGUUAUGAAAGAGGCUCUUCUUGAAGCUCAGGAGAUGGCAGUUAAAAACCACAAUGUGGAGUACAAGUCCAACUUGUAUGUAGCCGAAUCCCUCUCUGGAAAAGGUAAAUAUCUGAAGAGGAUCCGAUAUCAUGGCAGAGGAAUGUUCGGCAUCAUGGACAGAGUUUAUUGUCAUUAUUUUGUCAAACUUGUCGAAGGCCCACCGCCCAAAAAGACUGAAAAGACUAGUUUUGAUGCAGCGAAAGAAUACGUCCAGGGACUCAAGAAGCGCACCAUCAUCCACAGUCUAUAAACCAGUGUCUGUAUCUGCUGUUUCUGUUCAAAAGUGUGUGUGCGUGUGCCUGUAUGUAUAUAUAUGUAGUAGCCACCCUUUACUUUGUCAAAAAAAAGUAUGUAUGUGUAAUAAAGCAAAGGGUGGCUACUAUGACGAUUUGAAUAUAACAUAAAAAAAAAAAAAAAAAACAUAUCUUGCUUCAUAUAUUUGAUGUCUUAUGUUUGUUUAUAACAUUUAGAAAGACAAAACAUUUGACUGGUUGUGUGGGAGCUGAAAUAACAAACGCUUUGAAUAUUAUUUGAGUAGUUUUAAAUAAUAUGGAGAAUUUUUUUAUACUUCUGACUGAUUUUGUUAAGAAAAGAAAUAUAAGAAACAUACUAACCACCACCAACCCAAAGGCCGGUGGUUAGAUCCCUACUUAGACUAGUGCAUACAUUUACAGCUGUUGGGCAAGGCACUUCCCCCACAUUACCUUAAUGUUGUGUGGGAAAUUGUGCAAAUUGGCAGCCUUGUUUUCGUAGGUCUACUUGAGGGCAGCUAUGGCAACAGAUCUAGCUUAACAAGUACAAUAAAAAAUAAGGCAUUAUUAAGGAUAAUAUGAAAACAAGUCAGUAACUUUUAUAUUUUUUUUGCCAUGGACAGUAUGUACCAGCAGCCCCAAACCUGUUACAUUAUAUUUUAUUAGUGAAUCAAAUGAAACAAAGCAUACAGCUCAGUCCACUGUUUGUGACAAAACUUCUUCCUGUUAAAGUUUCCUUGUUUCUAAUGUCAGAGCUGCAUUAGUCUGUGAAGGGCACAUCGUCCUGCUCUCACCUGGGACCUCUCUGUGUUUGUGUUAAGAGUAAAUGACUUCAGCCCCGAGGCUCCUCC